Molecule: messenger RNA, 603 nt
Organism: Dentiscutata erythropus
Lineage: Eukaryota; Fungi; Glomeromycota; Glomeromycetes; Diversisporales; Gigasporaceae
Source: the annotation of a GenBank genome assembly
AUGGCACCGACGCUUGAAGACGUUGCGAAGCCACAGAGUAUGCCUAGUGGUCCACGAAAUGUACUUCGUUCUAAUGACUCUGCAAGUCUUUGGAAUUGUACACUCUCACCGGGUUGGUCACGAGAAGAGAGUGACAUAUUAAGGAAAGCGCUCAUGAAGUUUGGAAUCGGCAACUGGGCAAAGAUUAUCGAUUCACAGAGCCUUCCAGGAAAAACUAACGCUCAAAUGAAUUUGCAACUUCAGAGAAUGUUGGGACAACAAAGUACAGCAGAGUUUGCUGGUUUGCACAUCGAUCCCUUGGUGAUAGGAGAAAAAAAUUCUAAGAUUCAAGGAUCAAAUAUAAAACGCAAAAACAAUUGCAUCGUCAAUACCGGAGGAAAACCUACGAGGGAUGAGAUCAAACGAAGAAUUCAACAAAACAAACAACUAUAUGAGAUCUCUGAAGAGGAGUGGAACAAUAUUAUAUUGCCAAAGCCUGAGGAUCCACAAUUGGUAUUAGAAUCUAAGAAUGAAGAUCUCCGACGUUUACAACAAGAACUGGAAAGUGUUCGGGCACAGAUAGCAAGCUUGCGACGUAAACAACAGGAAAAAGAUUGUUUCUAA